Messenger RNA from Pisolithus orientalis, 658 nucleotides. RefSeq lists its product as uncharacterized. NCBI's taxonomy places the organism in Eukaryota, Fungi, Basidiomycota, Agaricomycetes, Boletales, Pisolithaceae. Bases 116 to 523 code for a protein of 135 amino acids. The transcript is spliced from 2 exons. The record is from RefSeq and is a predicted model, not a curated record.
AGUUGAUAAACUGGAAAUGCUUCAUUCAAAGUCCUAGCUGGUUCCUUUCUGAAAGGGUAUUCUGUUACCCUCUUCCAUUAUAACCUCCAUGUCUGCAUGAUUUUGGUAAAGCACCAUGAGUGGAAUGCCAGCCUGUAUCCACCAAAUCUUUUACAUUUCUGCCACCAAUUUCAUCUUCCCUCUAAUCUUCAACAUUGUACUAAUCAUCUUCAACACAACUAUUGUUCCUAGUGAUGAACUCUUACUCAUUGGCUCAUUGCUGUGGUUGAUCAACAACUAUGUAACUGGCAUUGAUGUACUGUGUGCAAUGGUCUGGUUCUCCAGACCAGAGUGGGUUCGAACUCGCAGCAAGCCAUUAUCUGAUGACAUGUUUUCACUCAAACCGGACUUGCAAAGGGUAUAUGACACUGGCAGGGAAUGUGGGAGUGAAGGUGUGAUGGUUGGUAAGAAGUUUGCCACACCUGACAUGACAGGCUUGGACACUGGCCCUGCAGUGGAAGAGGAUAAGUACUGUACAGUGUGACCCCCAACCCUUCUGAAGUCAAAACCACAUUAGGUUCUUUGUAACAUACAGUGUACAAGAGAUUGCUUGUGACUGGUGCACACAGGCAGCUGAGCUGGUCAUCCCAUCCCCAAUUUGAGUAGAUGCCAAAGUCAC